AAAAUAUCUUAUUUAUUUAACUUAACGAAACAUUGUAUUUGUAUUCUUAUUCUUAUUCCUAUAAAUUGCAAAUAAUGAAUCGGAAAGUUCCAUUUAAAUUUGUAAUACACAUGCGCAGUGAAAAUUGGCGGAAUUUCGUGACAUGUCACGGUCGUCGAGAAGAGUGUCGAACUUUCGCACGGCAACCGUGUAAGCAUCGAUAACGAGAAAUAUAUCUAAGGAAUGAAAUAGACAGUGUAACAACCAGAGGAAAGCGCAUAAAUCGUGGAACAAUUUUUGUGUCCAUCGAGGAGUUUUCCCAGUGAAAUUUGCGAAUGAAGAAACGUGCAUUUCAUUCCCGCGGAAAUAGUCGAUAUUUUCCAUAUUCGUCUUUGGAAAAGUUUUUGAAACAUUUAAACGUUCGAUAGCGAGAUAUCAGGAAUCUUUGAUAAAAUAAGAUACUUUAUUUCGCGUUACGUUACAGUCAGGUUAGGUACUCAAACUCGAGUACCAACAAUGACCAUCGACAAAAGAGAUACAAGGUUGAAGUUGCGAAGUAGUUGGAAAUUCUACAUUUAACAAAAAAAUGUAGAUUUCAAAUAAGUCGAUGUUCAUGUUCACCGCUCUGUAAUAAAUAUUUAAAAAAAUGGCAGAAUUCGGUGAAAAGUUGAUAACUAGCAAAGAUUCGGAACAACGUUGUCUCGAUUGGAUUAAGUCCCAAAAGGAUUGCGCGUAUUCGAACGAAACGCAGAAAAGAAAAGCUGAUGACGAUGACGAUGACGAUGAAAGUUAUGUUACUGAUUCAGAAUUCGAUUCUGUAUCCGAAUGCGGCGCGAAAAGAAGGAGAGUUGGUUUGGCGCAGAAUCGCGAGGUUCUUAAUCUUUCCUGUGCGUGGACCAAUUGCGAAUUCGAAACGGAUCAUGUUGAGAGAUUUGCGAAACAUGUAGCUCAACACGUGCCUGAUUUAAGUACGGAAACAAAUGAGAAAGGUGUUGAAGUUUAUGUAUGCCAGUGGGAUGGUUGUUUCUAUGCGAACAACGAUCCUGACGAGAUUUCGAGGCAUGUCAAUUAUCACGCGUAUCAUACGAAGCUGAAGUGCAUUGGUUCAAAUAUUCGCGCCAGAAUUAAAUUGCCUAAAUGCCAUCGGGACUCUGGAUGGAAGAAUGUCGUAGACCUUCCACCGCCUCUUCUGUGUCGAUGGGAAGAAUGUCUAACACAUUUCAGAAAUUAUCAGUUGUUCUUGUACCAUGUUGCUGCUCACGUAGAAGAGAGUCCACGAGGUAAAAAAAUUGAGGGAGGUUUAGAAUGCAAAUGGACAGGUUGCAAUGUCUUUCACCCUAAUUUAUACAAGUUACGAGAUCACGUACGACGUCAUACAAAGGAAAAGACUGUUGCUUGUCCCAAUUGCGGCGCGACAUUCGCUUCUAAUACCAAAUUUCAUGUGCACUGCAAACGGCAAAUUUCAAUUGAUGUUCAGGGAUUCAAGUGCUCCCACUGCAAUAAAUUCUAUCCCACGGAAGGAAUUUUGAGGGACCAUAUGCGGUUGCAUGUUUUUAAUUAUAAAUGCAGUCUGUGCGAUAUGAGCUGUGAAUCGCCAGCCAGUUUGGCUAAACACGUUAGAUACCGACACGUCUCUAGUAGAAAUUUUCCCUGUCAACUUUGCAAGCACGCUGCAAAGUCCCAACAGGAUCUUGAUUCGCAUAUGACAGUUCACACAAAUGGACCCAAUUUCUCGUGUCACUUUGAGGGAUGUUUAUACACGUGUAAAGGUGCAUACAGUCUUGAUAGACACGUAGAACGAGUUCACGAUAAGCAAGUACGGUGGUACUGCUGCCAUGAAUGUCCAAUAAAAUACAGAAAAAGCUACAGAUUGACGAAACAUUUAAUCGAGGCGCAUCGAUUGCAACUACCUAGUGGACACACAAAAUUUCAGUACACUCAUAACGAAGAUGGCUGUUAUAGAUUGCAAAUGGUCAGAUACGAGGCUGUCGAAGAAGAUAGCGAUUCUUCGAUUCAUUCGAAGACAAAAAUCGAAGAGAAGAAAUACAAAAUUAAACUAAAUAAAAAUUCUAGUAUACCUCGAGUAGAGGUCUUUGAAGAUUCGGAUGAGACAGUGGAUGAGGAUGAAAAUAGAGGAACAGAAAACGUAUCGAAAGAGGACGGCUACGAAGGGAAAUCGAUGCCAGUCAUUUCGAACAUUUUAAUAUCGAUUGACGAGACUGAUGCCGAGGGAAAUAUAAUUAGAAGUAGAAUCGUGGAAGCACAGGAAACAAUGGAAUUACCUCCUUCUGAAGGAUCACCAUUAAUUUUGACUCAAAUUAAUUUUAAUUAAUUGAUAUAAAAUUUUAAUGAUAAACGAAAAUUAAAUAUACAUUUUUUACUAAUAAGUA
Molecule: messenger RNA, 2369 nt
Organism: Hylaeus volcanicus
Lineage: Eukaryota; Metazoa; Arthropoda; Insecta; Hymenoptera; Colletidae
Gene: Hinfp
Product: histone H4 transcription factor
Exons: 5
Coding region: 626-2311 (561 amino acids)
Biological process (GO): regulation of transcription by RNA polymerase II
Cellular component (GO): nucleus
Molecular function (GO): DNA-binding transcription factor activity, RNA polymerase II-specific; RNA polymerase II transcription regulatory region sequence-specific DNA binding
Source: RefSeq, a predicted model, not a curated record